CCACAGCCACAUGGCAGACGCCAGAAGCAACCGCAGCCACCACAUCGUCUUCGUUCACGGCGUCUCCCACGGCGCCUGGUGUUGGUACAAGCUCAUCUCCCUUCUCGGCUCCGCCGGGCACCGAGUCACCGCGCUUGAUCUCGCCGCUUCCGGCAUCGACGAGCGCCGCUUCUCCGACCUCAGGAACUUCGCCGACUACAACCAGCCCCUGAUCGACCUCCUGGCCGCGCUGCCCCAGGGCGAGCGCAUCGUCCUCGUCAGCCAUACCCUCGGGGGUCUCAACAUCGCCUUCGCCAUGGACAGGUUCCCACACAAGGUCGCCGUCGGCGUCUUCGUCACUGCCUUCUUGCCCGACACCGUUCAUCCUCCCUCGUAAAGAACCCCCCUCGGAUGGAAGCUGAACGGAAGUAAUGGAGGUGCUGUGAGGCGCUGUGAAAUUGGAUGAACUGCCGCUCCUUCUUGCUCUGCCGCCUGAACCCCAGUUGGAAGAAGCUAUCGGAAGGGAGUCGGAAGUGGAGGUCACACCGGAGAAACCCUCUCCGGCGAGGUGAAGACUGCUGUCGCUCGCCGCCGAAAUCUAAGAAGGAGAAGAACUGUGGAAGAGCCGGCAGUGGAAAUCAAUGGCCGGCAGAUGGAGGAAGUGAGGGGAAGCUCCGACAGGCGGCUGUGAAGAGGUGGAGGAGAAGUCCGGCUGGAGGCGAUGAAUGAUGAGAAGUGGCCGCCGGCCGUUGGUGAAGGAGGAAGAGACAAAGGGCGGUGGCGUCGCGAGCCCUAGCUCGAGGAGAAGUCGCGAACAGAGAAGACCCCGUGGGUAUUGUGCCGUGCGAAGAAUAGAGGGUUUUUCUCCUCGGCCGUCCGAUUUGAUGAAGAUGGAUCCUGACCAUUUGAUUAAAGUGAUGAAAGGAAUGUACAUCUGAGCUGUUCAUUUUGAGAUUAAAU
This is a messenger RNA of Zingiber officinale, 939 nucleotides long. RefSeq names its product methylesterase 2-like. Bases 11 to 376 code for a protein of 121 amino acids. NCBI's taxonomy places the organism in Eukaryota, Viridiplantae, Streptophyta, Magnoliopsida, Zingiberales, Zingiberaceae. Gene Ontology annotation, biological process: jasmonic acid metabolic process; salicylic acid metabolic process. The record is from RefSeq and is a predicted model, not a curated record. The transcript has a single exon. Gene Ontology annotation, molecular function: methyl jasmonate esterase activity; methyl salicylate esterase activity; methyl indole-3-acetate esterase activity.